AGCUGUCGGUUAGCCUGCAUCGGUGGAGGUGCAUCUGCAGAGUCUCGACUCGGUCUCGAAUCCGUUGGGUUUGAACGACUUCCGGGCUCGCGUCGGGCACAUUUGUUUACCUCUGCGCCUACUUGGUGUUCUUUUUUUUGAGUGACCUUCGCCCCCAUGAUUUCGGCGGCCUGACCCGAGGGCGGCACUUCCAGCGACAGUUGCAACCGUAAGUGUGGUGAGGAUGUCGCCUGCCGAGCAGCUUCGCUUGGUCGGGGGAUCGGAUGCCUACCAGUUGGCGGCGAGCACUGGAGGCGGAGGAGGCUCCUCCAGGGGCGGUGGAUCCGGAGGCGAUGCUGCGGGCGGCGGUGACGCCAAGCUGAACGACAAGUAUGCGAUGGCCUUGUCCCACUUCCUCGACUUUCACUCCAACGAGACGGUGGACGUGGAGCGGCUGAGCGGUCCGAUCCUGAAGUCCAGCAUCAAGUCGGUCUACUGGCUGUUCCUCAUCCAGUACGCAGCCCUCGCCCUGCUGGGCGUGGUCCUCAACGUGAUCAUCGUGGUGUACAUCAUGUACCACCGGCUCUACAAGGACGUGACCCAUGCGUUCAUCAUCAAUCUGGCGCUGUGCCACUUCGUCCAGUGCGCCCUCGUCCUGCCCGUCUCCCUGAUGGUCAUGCUCAUCCAGAACUGGAUCUUCGGCCAGUUUCUGUGCUUCUUUCUGCCCAUGCUGCAGGACAUACCGCUGCACGUGGCCAUGAUCUCGCACAUCCUGAUCGCCUGGGACCGCAUGCGCUGGCUGAACGAUCCGCUCAAGGGCCGCCUGCCGGGAUUCGUCUGCUGCUGCGCCACCUGGCUGACCGGCAUGGUGAUUGCCCUGCCCUACCCCAUCUACACCAUCUACGUGGAGCUGGGGGACUACAUGCCGCAGCUGUCGGGGAUCGGAUUGUGCGUGGUCAACCUGAUGGACGACAUGCAGGAGUACACCCGCGGGCUCUUCCUGCUCAUGUACUGCGGCCCGGCCAUCCUGCUGUCCUACCUGUACAUCCGCACCUCGCAGGAGCUGCGCCCGCCCGACGGCCCCUUCGCCGUGAUGAUGUACGAGCACCGCGCGGAUGUGCGGAUCCGCCAGAGGAACUCCUCCACAUCUUCGGUGGAGCCCCGGCAGCUGAGCGGCGGGGGCGUGGCCGGGCUGAGCAACGGGGGCGGCAGCUCCGCCCGCUCCUACGACCUGUACAGCGCCGAGCUGGACGUCCACCGGGAGAAGCGGAAGCAGCGCAACUUCGGCAGCAUGGCCGCCACCCAGGUGGUCUGCAUGUGCCCCCUGAUGAUCCUGCGCUUCGCCAGGCUCUCGCUGGAGGAGACCUACGAGAACGCGAAGCACUUCGACUUCACCUACCUGAUGUUCGUGUGGGUGGCCUUCCUGCCCACGGUCAUCUUUCCGUGCAUCUAUGCCUCGCAGAUAUUGCCCAGAGAUGAACAGGAGCGUCUGAGGGGCUACUUCCGUCUCUCCUCCAGGCGCAAGCAGAAAGCUCAGCGCCGCAGCGAUGCUGGCGGUGGAUCCGCGAUGGGGGGCAGUUCCCGCGAGAAUUCCAUAGAGAAGGACGCCACCUUGGGCACGACCAGUGCUCACCACGCCUCGGAGCCGCACAAGCAGUCGUCGAAGCUGCGCCACGAACGGGAGGUGCGUCUGCCGGGGCACGGAUCGUCGGGAGGCGGAGACCGCUACACUGGAGCACCCUACCGCCAGGGCAAGGACCGGGACAGGGAGAGGGACAGGGAUAGGGAGAGGGAACGAGAUAGGGACAGGGAUAGGGAGCGCGAACGGCAGAGGGCGGGCGGUCGGGGAGCGGGCGAUGCCGGGGUGGUCAACAACCUGGGCAAGGACGUGCGCGGCAAGAAGCACGACGUCAAGAUCAACAUUAUCUCGGAUGGCGUUGGGCAUGGCGGCUCCAGCCAUGCCCAUCCCGGCCACCGCAAGCAGUCUGGCAGCAACAGCAGCAGCAACAACAACGGCCGGAGUCGCCCCAAUCCCAGCCAGCGGCAUGGCGGCAAGCUGGCCGCCGACUGCCUGUCCAACGUGACCGCCUCCACCUUUUGCAACGGCAGCGGCAGCGUCAACGCCAGCGGAACCGGAAAUGGUCUGGGAAGCGUUUUGAUCCCCGACGACAGCAGCACCAGCAACUACGGCGACGGCGAGGAGAGCUCGGUGGUCAGCAGCAUGAUGGUGCCGCCGCAGCGCUGGCCAGGAUCGGGGGGCGGGGUGCUGCGCCACAAGGACGUGUCCUUCAGCGAGUGCAGCAGCACCUUCUCGUCGAGCACCCUGGAGCGCGACCUGGAAAUCAUGGACCAGCUGGAGCGGGAGCGUAGCAUGGACAUCCAGGAGAUGCUGCAGCGCGAGCGGGAGCGGGACAAGGUGCGCCGCCAGCUGCCGGACAUCGAGAAGUUGUAUGCGCAGCGUUCCCCCAAAGGCAAGCGAGGCGAGGCGGCUGGAGCGGGGGCCGGAACCGGUAGUGGGGCGGGACUGGCGCUCGUCAUGCCCGGCAGCGACCCGCUGAGCAGCCUCUCGCAGUCCCAGUCCCUCUCCACGGAGUACAGCCUGUGCUCCACCUUGGAGACCACCGGUGGCGGCGGUGGAGGAGGAGGUGUGUCCGUUGGCCACGAGGAUGUGCUGCAGCACCACCUGGAGGAGGUGGAAGAGGAGGUGGUGCCGCCGGACUUCUACGACAGCUACACGCCCGGCGGCUCCCAGAACCUGCCGCCCAAUGCUGGCGGCGUGCCGGUGGCCUCCGCCGUAGUUCCCGCCUACCAGUACCAGUACAGUCGCAGCCGGCUGAGCCGGAAGAGCUCCGGCUCCGGCUCGAGCCACCAUCACCAUGGCCAUCAUCAUGGCCAGCAUGGCGGCGGGGGCGUUGGGGGCGUGGCCGGUGGACGCGGCUCCAAACGGGACAGCUUCAAUUCGCUGAACGGCACGGACCUGAUCGCCGGCGCCUUCUGCGAACUGGAUCCCACGCAACCGCUGAACAAGAUGGCCGUGAUCGAGGGCCGGAUGCGCCGGAGCAGUCCGCGCAACGCCAGCUUCAGCUCCGGAUCCGGCGUGUCCGGGCGCAGCUCGAUGAAGUCCUCGUCGCGGGACUACGACUACGGCCACGGCUCCUCCUCGCACUCGGCGCAUCCGGAGCUGGACUUCAGGGAGAACAUCUUCGCAGAGCUGUAAGAUGUGGAUGCGCUUGAACGUGGAGCGGAUGUGGGAUGAGGAUGUGUCAGGGAUGGCAGGGAUGGCGAAGGGAAACGAAAAGCUUUACGGUUACGGAUUUGCCAGGAGUUGUGCAGCCCAGGAGCUAUGUGUUUAAGUAGGACAAUUGCAGGAGCUGUAUUUUUUUUGUAGGGUACGGGUGGGGUUUUUUAGCAAAGGCAGUUGCUCAUCAGAGGACAGACAGUCAGUGGACUACGAAUACUUGUAAGGACUCCAGACCUACGGAGACAGAUACAUUUACACCUAAAUGCAUAAGAUAUACCACAAAUAUAUAGACCGAGUUAUUGGAAUACUUCGCCCAACUGGUUGUUGACUAGUGUUUGUUGACUGUUGCGACCGCAGAGUGGAGGUCGCGGAUCACAGAUCACGGAUGGCAGGUGACAGAUGACAGAUGACAGUGUUUAGGGAUCACAGAUCGCAGUUUAGAGAUCGGAGUUUGCAGAGAAGUGAAAACUGUGCCAAGGAACGGAGGGGAGCUCUCCCACAAAGCAUAUAUGUCUUUUAAGUGUUGCUAACUUUGAGGGGCAGGGAGGUUCCGGUGUUUUAAACUUUCCCAAGCUACAUACAUACAUAUAUGGAUAUAUACAAUACGAUAUAUACACUAGACAUAUGCUAAGACAUAUUGAAUAUUACCAAUCAAAUGCAAAGUUUAUUGAAUGUUAAAUCAAAGUCAAAUACGAGAUACAAAUCGGAAUAAACCAUUAAAGUUAUAGCUGUAAGUCAGGGCAAUUCUUCUGAGCCCCAAAGAAUUGCGCCCACACCCACACAACCACACACUAACACAAACCUCAAUUCGUUGGGCCAGACCCGAUCCUGCCCAGAAACACAGACCCAUAUACUAUCCCCUAUUUGUGCAAGUGUCCGUGCGUGUGUCUAGCGAUAAGUUCAUUUUUCUGUGCCGCUCCGCUGGCUAUUUGUUGUGGUGGUUCGGUGGCUCAGUGGCUCGGUGGCUCGGCGGUGCGGUGGUGCGCCGGCGCUGCCUCGGUGUGAGCAAAACUAAUAAAAACAAAUUUUAUGUGAGUUGAACACACAAAAGCAAA
Drosophila biarmipes is the source of this 4275-nucleotide messenger RNA. RefSeq lists its product as uncharacterized. The record is from RefSeq and is a predicted model, not a curated record. Gene Ontology annotation, cellular component: membrane. The transcript is spliced from 7 exons. Gene Ontology annotation, molecular function: neuropeptide receptor activity. NCBI's taxonomy places the organism in Eukaryota, Metazoa, Arthropoda, Insecta, Diptera, Drosophilidae. Gene Ontology annotation, biological process: neuropeptide signaling pathway. The coding region runs from base 224 to 3196 and encodes 990 amino acids.